This is a messenger RNA of Guyanagaster necrorhizus, 3645 nucleotides long. Its product is annotated as P-loop containing nucleoside triphosphate hydrolase protein. Gene Ontology annotation, molecular function: ATP binding; 3'-5' RNA helicase activity; RNA binding. The record is from RefSeq and is a predicted model, not a curated record. Bases 1 to 3645 code for a protein of 1214 amino acids. Gene Ontology annotation, cellular component: intracellular anatomical structure. The transcript is spliced from 21 exons. NCBI's taxonomy places the organism in Eukaryota, Fungi, Basidiomycota, Agaricomycetes, Agaricales, Physalacriaceae.
AUGGCAUCCGUUACCGAUGCUAACGACGAAUUUAACCACCAAAUUGCAAUAAAGCUAUCUAGAGCUCUCAAUAUCCUCAAUCCGAAUGACCUGCUCGCCCAAAGAGUGACGGACAUUGCAAAAACCAACACUUUAGAAGGAUUUACAAAAGGUGCGUUCUCUUUUGGCAAGUUCAAAGAUUCAUUUCUGGCAGAGCUCUAUGCCGACAUUUUGUCGCAUGCGAAGCAGGAAGCCACAGGCGUUGCCCCACAGCCAGUUGCAGGUAUAACUGUGCAUGACAGCGAUGUUUUGGAACCGGAACCAGUUAGGCAAGGCGGCCUCAUGCAAAAGGAUGUGCGGCAUACAUUCCGCCAACCAGCCAAGCCACUCGAACCGCCCACACCUAGGACUUCGCUCUUAGGCCUUGACCGUCUUGCGAAAGAGAAACGGGCCGCUAAUAUGGGUCAUGACGAGGGGAAUAGGAAAAAGGCGAAGUAUGACGAUGAAGCUGUCUUCAAAGUGCCUAGUUUACCAUCGCGAAGUUCUAAUAUACGGCAGCGGGGCGAAGAAACACCUUCUCAUCCAGGCGGGUUGUCGGAAACUGGUCGUCAGAGGUUGGAAGAACACCGAAGGAACAGGGAUAAGCAAAAAGAGGGCAUUACUGCUUUGCAGGGGUAUCGUUCUGACGCACCAAAGGGCUUGGGCGAUUUUCAGCGCCGGUCUAACAGAGACCGCGACCGAGGAUGGGGUGGAAAAAGAGAUUAUGAUCAUGAUUAUGACCGACGAGAUCGUGGUAGACGCGACUGGGACUCGACUCCAAAGUCUGUUCGUAGUUCUGGUGACGCUCCUAGUGUCCGCGUUCCCAAUGUCAGCUGGGAGUCUACACCUCGCAAUUAUCGAGGGGAUGACAACUCGGGACGGGCUGGUGGGCAUAAUAGACGGUGGGAUGCCCCGACGCCUAGGGCGACUAGAGAUGAUAGUCCAGAGGGCGACGGCGCACUGGGGCUCGACGCACACGAGUGGGAAGAGGAACAAGUCAGACUAGAUCGAGAUUGGUACACAGGUGCAGAAGAAGGUGGGAUUGCUGGCGAUGAAGAGCAUAAUCCUUUAGCUCAGUAUGAGGAUCUCAGUAUUCUCAAACAGGCCGAAAUUGCCACCAAGCAGGUGAAAAAAAUAUCCGCCAGACAAGCUCAAUAUAACGCCGAUAACGAUCUUUGGGAAGCAAAUCGGAUGCUCACUUCUGGUGUCGCCACUCGCAGGACGGUUGACUUGGAUUUUGAAGACGAGUCUGAGUCCACUGUCCACGUCAUGGUUCAUGACCUCAAACCACCUUUCCUGGACGGUCGCACUGUGUUUACCAAGCAGCUUGAUCCCAUCAAUCCUAUCCGUGACCCUACCAGUGACAUGGCCAUUUUUUCUAAGAAAGGUAGCGCAUUGGUGAAGGAAAAGAGGGAACAGGCGGAACGUGCUAAAGCCGCCGCAAAGUUGGCAGCCCUUGGCGGCACCUCUUUAGGAAAUAUCAUGGGCAUAAAAGAUGAGGAAGCUGAAGCUGAAGCUGAAGCAGAACGGAAAGAGAAGGAAAACAAAGGCGAGAAGGAGAACUACAAGGGCGAUUCUAAGUUUGCAACACAUCUGAAAACUUCCUCCGGUGUCAGUUCCUUCGCUAAGUCAAGAACGCUUAAGGAACAACGAGAAUACCUGCCAGCUUUUGCUUGUCGUGAGGACCUGAUGAAGAUCCUACGAGAGAAUCAAGUUGUCAUUGUCGUGGGUGAAACUGGAUCAGGAAAGACGACACAGCUGGCACAGUUCUUGUAUGAAGAUGGCUACUGUGCUCACGGUCUUGUUGGUUGCACCCAGCCUCGACGUGUGGCUGCCAUGUCAGUUGCCAAGCGUGUCAGUGAGGAAAUGGAGUGCAAACUAGGCUCUACGGUUGGAUAUGCGAUCCGUUUCGAAGAUUGUACAUCCGCUGAGACGAAGAUAAAAUAUAUGACAGAUGGUGUCCUCCUCCGUGAAUCUCUGAACGAAGGCGACCUCGAUCGGUACAGCGUCAUAAUUCUCGACGAGGCGCACGAACGAUCCCUCAGUACUGACGUCUUAAUGGGUCUUCUACGUAAAAUUCUUUCACGCCGGAGGGACUUGAAACUUAUUGUUACAUCUGCUACUAUGAAUGCUGAUAAGUUCUCCACGUUCUACGGGAACGCCCCUACUUUCACCAUACCGGGUCGUACAUUCCCUGUGGAGAUUUUCCACGCUAAAUCUCCCUGUGAGGACUACGUAGACAGUGCGGUCAAACAAGUACUACAGAUACAUCUUUCGCUUCCACCUGGCGAUAUCUUGGUGUUCAUGACUGGCCAGGAGGAUAUUGAGAUUACUUGCCAAGUGGUGCAAGAGCGUUUGGAUCAACUGGAUGACCCCGCACCGCUGGCUGUUCUUCCAAUAUAUUCCCAGAUGCCUGCUGACCUCCAGGCCAAGAUCUUUGAGGCCACUAGUGAUGGGCGGCGCAAAGUCAUCGUUGCUACCAACAUUGCUGAGACGUCUCUGACAGGUUCCUUCUGCUAUCGGCUGUACACUGAGAUGGCUUUCCGUAACGAGCUCUUUGAGAAUACCAUUCCUGAAAUUCAGCGAACAAACCUUGCGAACAUUGUCCUGCUAUUGAAAUCUCUUGGAGUUAAAAAUCUCCUAGAGUUCGAUUUCAUGGAUCCGCCUCCUCAGGCUAACAUUUUGAAUUCGAUGUAUCAACUUUGGGUUCUUGGUGCUCUCGAUAACGUUGGGGAUUUGACUCCGGUCGGGAGAAAAAUGUCUGAGUUUCCAAUGGAGCCCUCCAUGGCCAAAAUGCUUAUUGCAUCGGUUGAGUACAAGUGCUCAGCGGAGAUGUUGACCAUUGUGUCAAUGCUGUCCGUUCCAAGUGUUUUCUAUCGCCCCAAGGAGAGAAUGGAGGAGGCCGAUGCAGCCAGGGAGAAGUUCAACGUCCCGGAAAGUGACCACUUGACCCUAUUAAACGUUUUCAACCAAUGGAAGAGCCACGGGUACCGGGAUGAAUGGGUGAUGCGCCAUUUUCUUCAUCCAAAGCUACUACGCAAAGCACGUGAAGUCCGAGUGCAGCUAGAGGACAUCAUGAAGUUCCAAAAGAUGGCGCUAAUAUCAGCAGGGACAGACUUCGACAUUGUUCGGAAAGCGAUAACGGCAGGAUACUUCCAUCAGGCAGCACGAGUGAAGGGAAUCGGCGAAUUCGUCAACAUCCGUUCAGGUUUGCCCACACAUCUUCAUCCCACAAGCGCGCUGUAUGGACUUGGAUAUACACCAACAUACAUUGUGUAUCACGAACUAAUUUUAACAUCGAAAGAGUACAUGACACAAGUAACAUCCAUUGAUGCAUAUUGGCUUGCGGAACUGGGCUCUGUAUUUUAUUCUGUUAAAGAGAAAAACUUCGAUGAACGCGGCAACCGUAGGCAGGCUGACCGAGAAUUUUCCAAGAGGGCCGAGUUGGAGACUGAGAUAGCGAGGCAACGAGAAGAGAGUGCCAAGAAGGCUGAAGAGGAGGCGCUAGCGGUCAAGACUUCACAUGGGAGCAGCUCGAAAAUCAUUGUCCCCGGUACGCCCCGACAUUCUGGCAUUGGGGCUGCGUCUCGUGUUACACAGACUCCGAGGAGGAAAGUGGGGAUAUAG